Messenger RNA from Hyaloscypha bicolor E, 709 nucleotides. RefSeq lists its product as uncharacterized. The coding region runs from base 224 to 502 and encodes 92 amino acids. The transcript has a single exon. NCBI's taxonomy places the organism in Eukaryota, Fungi, Ascomycota, Leotiomycetes, Helotiales, Hyaloscyphaceae. The record is from RefSeq and is a predicted model, not a curated record.
AUGACUAGCCUAGCUUUCAUAUUUCUUCCUCUCUACUUGUAUCCCUACAACGCGUCAUCUUGGAGUGCGAUGACGACGUCGUUGCGGCGAACCCGACCUUGAGAUUUCAAGCCGUGGUCGCGCCGAACCUCAACAAUUUCUACCCAGACGUCAAUUAUCAGACUGCCAUUAGUGGGUUGAACAAGUAUUCUAAUGUGCAGACAUUGAGACAUGUGCCGACGUCAUGGGCGAAUCGAGACAAGACGGCGGUAAUAGGGACAUUAGCGCCUAUGCGGCAUGGAACAACUUCUCGUCAGCGAAUAUUGCCGUGCAAGGCAUAUUUAUCGACGAAGCACCAUCACUGCCAAGUACUACUACUUUCUCAUAUGUGGAAACGACAUCUACGUAUGCGAAAACAGCUCUAGGGCCAGGGAGAGGCCACAUAAAGUAUAACCUGGAGAUGGUCGUCGAUCCACUGUUCUACAACAUGGCAGACACGGUGAUAGUCUUCGAGAACAGCUAGGGGGGGUUCAACACCACCUUUCUAAGCACGGUGAGUUGGGAUCUGCUGGAGAAAUCGACGGUGUUAGUACACAAUUUUACCGGCAAUAAUACGAUACCGGCGGACCUGAUCAACAAUAUCACGAACGCGAAUGUUGGGGGCCUGCUUAUAACGACAAGUGAUAGGUAUACGGAUAUGUCGAGCCUGUGGCUGUAGUCUUGCGAGGAG